Selaginella moellendorffii is the source of this 2006-nucleotide messenger RNA. RefSeq names its product adenylate kinase isoenzyme 5. NCBI's taxonomy places the organism in Eukaryota, Viridiplantae, Streptophyta, Lycopodiopsida, Selaginellales, Selaginellaceae. Gene Ontology annotation, cellular component: cytosol; cytoplasm. Gene Ontology annotation, biological process: nucleoside triphosphate biosynthetic process. The coding region runs from base 347 to 1930 and encodes 527 amino acids. Gene Ontology annotation, molecular function: ATP binding; AMP kinase activity. The record is from RefSeq and is a predicted model, not a curated record. The transcript is spliced from 9 exons.
UCUGGAGGGCGCUGCUAUGGCGCCUUCGAGAAAUCGAGCAAAUCGAGCUUACGCGUGUUGGGCGCCCAGCGAUCGCCUGACAGUGUGGAAAGAUGGAUAAGGAGUGUUGCAGGCAAUGUGAGCAGCAGAGCUCGGCGGCAGGGGCAUACUGGGCUCGUCUUUUCGUGGAUAAUGCCGAGAGAAGGCCUUUAGUGCAAGCACUCGUAGAUCAUUCCAAGCAAAGCAGUGCCGAGAAAAAGGAAGAACAGGAGAAAGAGAAGGAAAGAUCCCGAGAGAAGUGAAGAACUGGUUUCUCUCGGUCUUUCUUCUUCUUCUACUAUAGCAUUAGCUUCUCAGCUUUCCAAGGAUGGGUUGCGGUCCCUCGAAAGAGAAGGAGGAGGAGGCUCCAAAUGCUUCUCGUGGACGCAGUAGAAGAGAUCAACCUUCGUCAACUUCUCCAAGAGGUUCUCCAAGAGCAACACGGGGACGUUCUCAGUCUCCGGCUGGGGCUCGCGAUCGGGGCCGUUCUCGCUCUCGCUCACCAACCGAAAGUAAAUCGCGGUCUCGGUCUCGGUCUCGGGGAAGAAGCUUUGAGCCGUGGCACUAUUCGCCGCAGUGCUGCGGCUUUCCUCCUCUCAAGCCGGUUCCACCGCGGAAGUACAAGAUGAAGCGCAGAGUUUCUCAGCAUGGGAUACCUCUCGGGAGUAGAGCACCAACGCGCCUCACGGUUUUUGUCUUAGGUGGCCCGGGAUGCGGGAAGGGGACACAGUGUGAGGAGCUUGUUAAAAACUACGGAUUUGUUCAUCUCUCCGCUGGCGAGCUUUUGAGGGAUGAAAUAAAAAACAAGACACAGAUUGGAAUCAGCUGCGAAGAACUUAUGGCAGAAGGGAAGCUUGUGCCAUCCGAGAUUCCACUUAAUCUCUUAAAGGCGGCCAUGGAGAAAUCCGAACACAAGCAUUUUCUUAUCGAUGGAUUUCCACGAUCAGUGGAUCAGGCGCAGCUCUUCGAGAAAAAGAUUGGAAAGCCAAAUCUGGUGAUAUAUCUUGAAUGUCCAUUCAAAGUCAUGCAAGAGCGGCUCUUGAAGCGUGGUGAAACAAGCGGACGCAGCGACGACAACAUGGAGACCAUCAAGAAAAGGUUUGAAACUUACCGCAAGGAAUCGUUUCCGGUUGUCAGGUUCUAUGAGAAGGUUCCAAAUCUUUUGAAGACGGUCUCUUCCGCCAUGUCGCCGACCGAAGUCUUUGAGUACAUUGCGCAACUUCUCAAGGAUCAAUAUGGUCUUUUUGCAAAGUUCGCGCCUGUUCUUACAGGAUUCGACCACAGACAACACAACUGUAAGAGACGCACCAUUAUUUUCGUUCUAGGUGGCCCUGGCUGUGGCAAAGGAACUCAGUGCGAGCGAAUGGUCAGAGACUUUGGCUACUCGCACUUGUCGACAGGAGAUUUGUUACGGGCAGAGGUGGCGUCGGGCUCCGAGCUUGGCAAGCAAUGCGACACUUUGAUGAAGGAAGGAAAGCUAGUGCCUCUGGACGUGACCAUCAAUCUGCUCAAGCAAGCAAUGGGGAAAGCCAAGUGCAAGAGGUUUCUCAUUGAUGGUUUUCCCCGUGCUGUGGAUCAGGCCCAUGAGUUUGAAGCCAAGGUUGGCAAGCCAGACGUGGUUUUGUGCUUGGACUGCUCACUCGAGCUUAUGGAGAAGCGGCUUUUGCAACGUGGAAAAGCCUCUGGCCGGGCAGACGACAACAUUGAGACGAUCAAGAAGCGCUUUGAGACGUUCCUGGCCGAAUCGAAGCCCGUGAUUGACUACUACAGGAAAUCGUUGCCAAAGGCUGUGAAAACGAUCCCAACCGAUAAAAUGCCAGACGAAGUCUAUGCUGACGUGAAAACCGCUCUUAAGGCUACUGUUGAAAAGCCAGUCCCUCCCAAGGUCCCAGCCAAGGCAGACUUUCGAUAGAUAGAUUUGUAAAUCUCCCAGUUUUGAUGGUUUUCUACUCAUCCACAAGCUAAUGCCAUGCUUUAGUUUACUUCAA